This is a messenger RNA of Sabethes cyaneus, 1387 nucleotides long. It is a transcript of the gene carmine, whose product is annotated as AP-3 complex subunit mu-2. NCBI's taxonomy places the organism in Eukaryota, Metazoa, Arthropoda, Insecta, Diptera, Culicidae. Gene Ontology annotation, cellular component: clathrin adaptor complex; cytoplasmic vesicle. The transcript is spliced from 6 exons. The record is from RefSeq and is a predicted model, not a curated record. Gene Ontology annotation, biological process: endocytosis; intracellular protein transport. Bases 77 to 1321 code for a protein of 414 amino acids.
UUUUGUUAUUUUCCAUAUUGUGAACGAAAGUUAGGGAAAAGUUCAGGAUUUUACGGAGAAUUCAAAUUGCUCCGGUAUGAUCCACAGCCUGUUUAUCGUCAAUUCAAGUGGCGAUGUCUUUCUGGAGAAACACUGGCGCAGCGUAGUCUCCCGGACGUGUGUGUCAUAUUUCUUAGAUGUUCAGAGAGAAUCUCCCAAUGAUGUUCCGCCAGUUAUAUCCACACCCCAUCACUAUCUGGUGAAUAUCCAGCGGGGUGGCAUUUCACUGGUGGCCGCUUGUAAGCAGGAAUUUCCUCCGCUGUUUGUCAUAGAAUUUCUGCACCGUGUGGUGGAUACUUUCGAAGAUUACUUCUCCGAUUGCACCGAAAGCAUCAUCAAGGAAAAUUAUGUGGUGGUGUAUGAAUUGUUGGACGAAAUGCUUGACAACGGGUUUCCUUUGGCAACGGAAAGCAACAUUCUGAAGGAGUUGAUAAAACCACCGAACAUCCUGCGGACCAUAGCGAACUCAGUGACGGGAAAGUCCAAUGUAAGCGGAACACUUCCUACUGGUCAAUUGUCCGCUAUUCCAUGGAGAAGAACUGGAGUAAAGUACACCAACAAUGAGGCCUAUUUUGAUGUCAUCGAGGAAGUCGACGCUAUCAUUGACAAAAAUGGUCAGACGGUAUUUGCGGAAAUUCAAGGCUAUAUCGAUUGCUGCAUAAAGCUGAGUGGAAUGCCAGAUCUGACACUGUCUUUUAUGAAUCCACGUCUUUUUGACGAUGUGUCCUUCCAUCCGUGCGUUCGCUUCAAACGCUGGGAGUCGGAGCGAAUUCUAUCGUUUAUACCGCCAGACGGUAAUUUUCGACUAAUGUCCUACCAUGUCGGUUCGCAGAGCGUAGUCGCAAUUCCGAUCUAUGUGCGGCACAAUUUAAGCUUAAAGGCAGGCGAACAGGGACGAAUGGACAUUACCGUGGGUCCCAAAACGACGUUGGGACGGGUUGUGGAAGGAGUUAAAUUGGAAAUUCGCAUGCCGAAAUCGGUGCUCACGUGUGCUCUGCUGGCAAGCCAGGGCAAGUACACGUUUGAUCCGGUUACAAAAAUACUUCACUGGGACGUAGGAAAGAUCGAUGUGACCAAGCUACCGAACAUCCGCGGUACGGUUUCGACGGCAGCCGGCAGCACCGCUCUGGAGACCAGCAUAGAUCGGGUGCAAUUUACAAUUUCUCAAUUAGCUGUUUCUGGUCUGAAGGUAAAUCGAUUGGAUAUGUACGGAGAAAAAUACAAACCGUUUAAAGGAGUUAAAUAUGUUACUAAAGCGGGUAAAUUUCAAAUUCGCAUGUAAAAGAUAAUUUAUUUUACUUCUCUAAAUAAUUUUUAUAUUUUUGUCCAAAUACAUGUGAAGCUACCA